AGUUGUUCAUUUACAUUUAUCAAAGAGUGGUUGAAUCUGGAAUAUUUCUUACAUUUCAGCGACUAUUUGAACGUUUGUAGAACAACUUUGGAAUAAAUAAACAGAUGUGUCUAUGGCUCAUCCUUAGGAAUUCAAACGUUACAGUAAUCGUUUACAAGCGAACCGUUGCAGCCUUUCGCCAGUGUAUUGGUAUUUCGCCCACAGCCAUGUCAACAACUAUAACUUUUCUAUAUUGGAUGACACUUCUUAAGGCACGGUGACAAUAGUAUCUCAACCGGAUACCCUCAUUGUAAACAAUGCGUCACAGAAGUACCUUAUUCGCAAUUUUGUGUUUAUGUCUUAAAACUGCAGCUCUACAAGACAAUGUUGUAGAUUUAGAUUUACGUAAUGGCGUCGUUAAAGGAUAUAGUCCUUAUAUAUCUUUCGUUCAACAACCAACAAAGAGUGGUAGCUUUUCGUGUGAUAAACAGGUAGUUCUUAAAAUUGAUUUCUCUGGAAAGUACGAUGGAGCCAGAUUUAUGUUUAAUUAUGGCGAACCUCCAAGAAUGUGGACCAUAGAUAUUUCAGAUUCUCCAACAGGAGACGGAUACGGGGGAGAUAAUGGUACCACGAGUAAUAUGGCAGAAAUACAAUUGCAUAAUAAGCAACUGCGUAUAUAUGGAAACAAUUUGAAAGGUCAUAUGGAUGCUUCGUCAGAUGGUGGGCUCUUGAUUCGAACUAUCGAUGACUUUAUUAGAAAAGGGUCACGUGUAAAAAUGGAUAUUAGUGAUGAAAGAAUCGAAUAUAAAUCAGGAAAAACGAAAGAUUAUAUAGAAUCAAGAUUUUUAUAUACACUAAAAGGACAAGAUACGGAAUAUGGAUUAAAGGAUUAUAGUGUUUAUGUUGGCUUAAAUCGUGUCGUAGCUGGAAGUUACAGGAGCGGAAGUGGCCUAUGCAGGGCGACCAUUACAUUGUAUUCAUUGCCCGAAGAUGCAUGCAAAAAAGGAACCCAUGACUGCCACAAAGAUGCAAUAUGUAUUAGUACUAGAAAAAGUUAUACUUGUAAAUGUAAUCCGGGUUAUUAUGAUGACAAAAAGGUUUGUAAAGACAGAGACGAAUGCAAUUAUGAUAAUGGAGGUUGUGUCCAUUUUUGCCAUAAUACACCAGGAAAUUACACAUGUAGUUGUAAACCAGGUUUCAUCCUGGACAAAGAUGGCCAGAACUGUAUAGAUGCGAAUGAAUGCUUUACGGCCAAAGGUGGAUGUCAGCACCAAUGUGUUAACAGCAUGGGAAGUUAUGAGUGUAGGUGUAAUGCUGGGUACUCCUUAUCCUCAGCAGAUUCCAAAUCUUGCCAAUUUGGACGUUGGUGUCAGGAUAGAUUGAAAUGUGAACAUUUCUGUCAGACAAAUGGUAUAUGUGGAUGUAGACAAGGUUACAGAUUACAUUCCGAUGGCAAGCACUGUUUACGUACAUGUUCUGCUGGUAAUGGUGGUUGUCAACACAACUGUACAAAUACACCAGAGGGUACAGCAUGUAUAUGUGCUCCUAAAUAUUUACUGAUGAGUGACAAAAGAACUUGUGUCGCUACAUGUGAAGUAAACAAUGGUGGUUGUGAUAGAAAAUGUACAGACACACAAGAAGGUCCGAAGUGUUCGUGUCCUAAAGGCUAUAAACUUCAUCAAGAUGGACGAACAUGUCUAGAUGUUAACGAAUGUGAAACAAAUAACGGCGAGUGUAGUCAUCAAUGUGUGAACAAUGUUGGUAGUUAUGAAUGUGUUUGUCCAAAAGGAUUCAAAGUUGAAAUAAAUCAGCGAAAUUGUGUAGAUAUAAACGAAUGUGAGGUAAACACUACAUGUGAUCACACGUGCGUCAAUACCCCUGGAAGUUAUCAUUGUCAAUGUGAUAAAGGAUAUCAACUGUACGGAAUAACACAUUGUGCAGAUAUUGAUGAAUGUUCCAUUAACGAGGGUGGAUGUGAAAAUGACUGUGAAAAUACCGAAGGUGGAUUCAGAUGUAGUUGUAGAAAUGGGUUUAAACUACAUUCAAAUGGAAAAGAUUGCAUCCCUAACAACAUUUGUGAUAAACUGACACAACCUAGUUAUUCGCGAUUAGACUGUCUAAAACAAGGAGAUAAAGAAACAUGCAACUUUCAAUGUCAAAGAACGGCAAAAUCAGCCACAACAAAAGACAAUUUUGCUCUAGAAUGUGGCCCGAAUACAAAAUUCCAAUGGAAAUUUGGUAACUCAACUGUGACGUCUCUUCCUCACUGUUCCAAAACUAUAAAAGGACCAAAACUUAAAAGAACUGUAACAUUUUUGUUUGUGGCAGACAAAUGUCGAACAAGGAGAAGUUUACGUGAGCUGAUACGAAGGAACAUAACACAACAGUUAAACGAACAGAAAAAGUAUAAAUGUCGUCAGACGUGUAAUGUGAAUACUGUUGAGAUUGAUUGCAAUGCUAGACUCCCGAAGAAAUUCCGAAAGUACACAAAAGCUAAGCAGGCUGUUGUGGCGGCAGAACUUGAAAUGGAAAUUGAUUCAUUGCCUGUUAAAGGAAAAUGUGAUGCUGCAUGUACUGCGAAAAGGACAGAACGUCGAAUGAAGAAAGCACUGAAAAAGAUGAGAAAAGCAGCAAAUAAAAAAGAUUUUUUCUUUAGAUAUGACAAUGCUGAUCGGUAUAUUCUGAAAAAAUCCUUAAAAUUUAAGAAAAAGGUGUAUUUCUCUUGUUCGGACGGAUUCUUAUUAGUCGGGGAAGCAUGUGUGGCAUGCAGUGUUGGAACGUUCUUUGACAAGAAACAAAAGCAAUGCAAAAUCUGUCCACGAGGAACAUAUCAAGAAAAAGAAGGACAAACAUUGUGCAAUCUUUGUCCUCAAGUCAAACUCGGUAUAGGAAUACUUGGAGCUGUCAACAUAACACAAUGUACAGUUUUAUGUCCACCGGGGUCGUAUUCCAAAGAUGGGAUGUUACCUUGCCUUGACUGUCCAAAAAGUUUCUAUCAGUCUGAAUAUGGUCGACUCAGGUGUGUUCCUUGCGGAGGAGGAUUGGAAACUACUGGUUUAGGAGCACGUAGCUUCAAACAAUGCUCUGCUAAAGCAACUUGUUCACCUGGCCAUUUCUACGACAUACGAACACACACUUGUCAAGUUUGUCCUACCGGCAGUUACCAAAUGGAAUAUGGUCAGAACUAUUGCACAGCUUGUCCUGGUGAUACCAUUACAGAUCAAGAUGCAACCACAAAUGUUUCUGAAUGUAAAAACGCAGCAUGUGGUGGACUCAUCGGAAAGCUACAUGGCUUCAUUCAAAGUCCAAAUUAUCCAGGAAAUUAUCCAAACAAUAGAGAAUGUAUUUGGAAAAUAAAACCUGGGAAGAAAAGAAGGAUCCUUGUCAUCAUUCCUGAAGUAUUUUUGCAACAGAUAGACAAAUGCGGUGAUAUCCUAGUAAUGAGACAAUCAAAAAAGCCAUCAUCUGUAACAUCAUAUGAGGCAUGUGAGACCAAGGAACGACCAAUUGCAUUCACUUCAAGAUCCAAAAGGAUGUGGAUUCAGUUCAAAUCUGAUGGCAAAAAUACAGCAGCUGGAUUUUCUAUACCAUAUGUAACUUAUAAUGAGGAAUAUCAACCACUUAUAGAAGACAUUGUAAAAGAUGGACGGCUAUACAAUUCAUAUCAACACCAACACAUUUUAAAGGACAGGAAACUGUUGAACGCGUUGAUGGAAGUGAUAGCACAACCAUUAAAUUAUUUUAAGUAUGCAAAUGUAUCGCAUACACUAAUGCCACAGUCAUUUAUUAAACUAUUGACUUCUAAAGUCAGAAGAUUCUUUUCCUCAUGACUAGACGUGGGAUAGUGAACACAUUCUGACAUUGUGUCAUUGUUCUAGUUCUUCAAAAUAGUGGCAGAUACUGGAGGACUACAUACGUUUCCCAUAGAUGAUGGAAAAUGUGACACAAUUUGUACACUAUACUCAAAGGAUCCCUCUCUCUGGUUCAAAAAUGUGAUGCAGUUGGACCGGAUUUGUGCUUUUGUACAUAUUGUAUGACGAUACUAGAGUUGUGUACAUAUAUGUUGGUUAAUUUACAUUUAAAAUAUUGAUAGUUGUCAAACAACUUGUAAAUAUGAUUCUCAAUUAUACAUCCCGGUCACUUUUGUCACCAUAAUUCAUUGUGUUCACAAAACUUAAAUUGAAAGGUAUUUAAUUUAUUUGUAAAUGCUUCAGAGUACAGGUGCUUAAAAUACAACCAACCAAGUGCAGAGACAAAUAUAUGCUUUUAUCGUUAGUCGGCACUUGUGAUAAUUGGUCUUACAUGAAAUAACAAUGUGUACUAAAAAUUUACUAUGAAAUUUAACAACAUAAUCCUUUCUGCUAGUCAACCAAACUCGAAAUCUGAAUUUCAAACUACAAAACAAAAGAAAAAAAAAGAUUUAACCCCAAAAAUGAAAUCCAGAAUACUUUAGUAUAAGGGGAAUUGAAAUUGAUAUACAAUACUAAAAAGGAGUUUAAAAUCAUAAAUAUGUUGUAAUGAAAUGACUGUUUUUGUGCUAUUAAUUGUGAUAAAAUGUAUUUUCGGAAAGCAAAAAUAUUAGUUUUAAUAGGGCAUUUACUGUCAUAUUCAUGUUCACCGAUUUGACUCAAAUUAUCAUAUUUGAUUUAUUACAUACUAAAUCGUUUAUCCAAAUUAUAAAAAGUCUUAAAUAAAAAAUUUACAAUGCAUAGGCUCGAUAAUAUGUAUCAGCAUUUUGUGCGUAUUUAAGUCAAGACGCCAUCUAAUUUACCAUCAAGCUGACCCCCGAAGACUGCCGACGGUCAUAUAACACGAUAUAAACAUAAAUAUAGAUAUAAAUAUAAAGCGAACUCGUGCAAUUGGAUUUUUCUAGGUCUGUUUGAAUUCAUAUUAUAGGUUAAAUAUAUAUGUUAAUCAUCGUUUUUACCUGUAUAAGAAUGAGUUUUUGUGGAUCGAAUCAGUCAAUCAAAUGGUUAACCCUUGUUUCACUUUGAAUGUUGACAUUUUUCUUUUAAUAACUGAACACUUCUAAACUUCUAAUGCAUGCGUAACCCAUCUCUAGCUAAGGGGUUAAAUUGAAGGUCACAUGAAUACGGAUUCAAUGAGGUCGAAUUAUUCACUUGCAAGUGAAUUAUUCAUCAGCGAUGUUUCUUAGAUUAUUUUGACAAAAUUGAACCAAACUGGCUUCUAAAAGCGAAUUAUUAUUUCACUAUUUCACUUUCAUUAAUGAUUGAACAAAAAAAAACAACAUAUUUUAAUCUUUUUAUAUUUCGUAGCUAAUGCCCCUUUAAUAGAGACUUCGUGAGAAGCGACGUAAUUCCAACUUUAAUAUCAGACUUACCUCUCAAACAAUGCAUGCACUGUUGAAGUGAUGAAACAUUUUUACAUUGAAUAUGUCUCCAUUUAACCAGAUAAUAUUAAAUAUGAUGGAUUACAUUCGUUGAUAGACUAUGUCGACUUCCUUCGAAUUUGAAGUUUUUUGUUUCAUCGUUUAGAUAAUAAAUAGCAAAUGCCCAUAUUUUGAUUUCAUUUUGUUAGUGCGUUUCAGGGGUCAAACUUUUAACAAAAUAAAAUUGUUAACAGUUUGUUUACUUCAGUGCGCCUUGCAUUUAACAUUAGAGGCACUGAAAUAAUCAUCAGUUAUACAGACUUUGCAAAAAUUGCGGUUUCUAUGUAACAUGUUGCUAGGCUUCCCUAGCAGGUUGCAAAAUGUUUUACUGAUGUGUGUAAAACUGAUUGAACUGAUUGGUUGUGUAAAACAAACCGAUGGAACUGAUUGGUUGUGUAAAACAAACCGAUUGAACUGAUUGGUUGUAUAAAACAAGAUUGAACUGAUUGGUUGUAUAAAAUGUAUAAAACGGAUUGGUAGUGUAAAACACACUACAAUUGUUUCAAUAUUUAACAUAUUUCAUUUUAGUUUGCAAAUAACACUAUCUAAUAAAACUUUCAAGCAAAUGCUUUAAAUCUUGCAACCACAGAAUGGAGAAUAAUUCCCCUGUGAUAGAUUUUACCCCUUAACAUUAUGCUAAAGUGAACAUGAAUUUGCUGACUUUGUGUGUUUUACAUCAACAGAGAAGCUGUAAAACAAAUGUUUAGUUGUACAAAUUUUGUAGAUUAUUUUCAGUUAUUGUCGAAUUCUUGUAUAUUUUGUCAAUAAAUGUCUAAAUCUUCA
Mytilus californianus (California mussel) is the source of this 6151-nucleotide messenger RNA. RefSeq names its product signal peptide, CUB and EGF-like domain-containing protein 2. The record is from RefSeq and is a predicted model, not a curated record. Gene Ontology annotation, cellular component: cell surface. Gene Ontology annotation, biological process: signal transduction. NCBI's taxonomy places the organism in Eukaryota, Metazoa, Mollusca, Bivalvia, Mytilida, Mytilidae. Gene Ontology annotation, molecular function: calcium ion binding. Bases 297 to 3809 code for a protein of 1170 amino acids. The transcript has 23 exons.